Messenger RNA from Pelobates cultripes (western spadefoot toad), 249 nucleotides. Lineage: Eukaryota; Metazoa; Chordata; Amphibia; Anura; Pelobatidae. The record is from the annotation of a GenBank genome assembly.
GACAUUAAAGACUCCGACAUGAGUGAUUCACCACCACAAACACAGGACUUUCAGUCCAUGAUGAAUGCUGCUGCUCCUGCAAAGACGUUUUUCUCCAAAAUCCUUACACAACCUUGUCCUAUGGACUCUAAUCAGUCUGUGGGCCUGACGCCUCCUCCUGAUGAGGAAACCAGGGGCUCUGAAGUUUCCACCAAGAAACUUCCACCUCUCACCAAAUGCCACAGGAAAGGCAUCAUGGUGUUGCCAUGA